Lineus longissimus is the source of this 3614-nucleotide messenger RNA. RefSeq lists its product as uncharacterized. The record is from RefSeq and is a predicted model, not a curated record. The transcript has 21 exons. Bases 81 to 3104 code for a protein of 1007 amino acids. Lineage: Eukaryota; Metazoa; Nemertea; Pilidiophora; Heteronemertea; Lineidae.
AGCUACGUUUGGCAUUCCAAAUACACGUACGAGCAAACGUCCAUCCAUUGGUGAAACAAUACCAAGGACGCAAAACUGGGAUGGCGGUUCUCGGCUUAGCAAGACUCAUUCCAAUUUAUAUGGUCUCAUAUCUUGUCGCGGGAGAAUACUGCUCGACUCUUACAGACGAUGGCUCGCACCCCUUCCCACCGAUCUCCGACUAUCAGAGUUUCCAAACCAACAUGGAAAUCAACCUCAAAGAAGAGGACAAAACGAUAGAGGUUGAAGCUUAUUUCAAUGGGAAUAUGCAGCAAGAAAUGAUAAGCUACUUCGCUCCGACUAAGACAGGUUGGGGAGUGGGGGUCCAGGCGAUCUUCAACUACAAGGAGAAGCAGAUCUAUGUCAUCAAAGGUGGUUGGGACUGUGACACUUUCAACAUUACGGAUAAUGACAUGAAAUUCAUAUAUACAGACAUACCCAUGGAUGGUAUUGGGUACCUGACUUCGGUAGCUGGGGGUCUUAAAUUCGGGCGCGGCUUCAGUAGGGCUUACAUCAACCACACCUCACCAGUUUAUAUCCGAGGUAUCCACGCCGAACAAUGGAGAAGCUGCGUCUACUCUCCAGAACACAACUCCAACUUUACGGUUGAUUACUACUUCUCAGCCAACUGGACCCAUCCGGUGACGAAAGGCCCCGUCUUGUUGCGAAUUGUCGCAAAGGGGCUACGGGACGUGGGUAACGCGACGAAGUCUUUUGAGACCUAUUACGAUUUCAUGUCGUUCAGGCCAUUGGUUUUGAGUCAGAAGGUCUUCCAAAUCCCCGACAAUGUAUACUGUAAAGGAGAAAUAAACACGAAGAAGAUCCCUCACCUCCCGGAACAAUUCUCCUAUCGAAUGGAGAUCACUCUCAUCUCGUUGGAUUUUCCAAUCAAAGUUGUCGAGUACAAAGACGCCUGGUACGACUACAGCAAGCAGUUGAUCAGGCUUGAUUAUCGGACGUAUGAGAAAGGAGUGACGGAGAACAACAAUCCCAUUACCGAGAUCCAUGACUUUAACACGGGUGUGAGUUACUCCAUCGAUAAAGUCCAAGAUAAGUGUACCAUCAGCAGUAUCAGCAGUUCAUCCGCGGACAACACUUUCGACCCCAGCCAAGUCGAUGCAGAUAACGCCCUCGUCAUAACAAUGAAGGACCCCAUGCAGCUUUUCUAUUUGACACUGGACUACAAUUACAUUGGGAAGAGUGUUCUACGUGGGAUAAUAUGUCACGUGUUCAUCGCUGAAUUUGAAUAUAAACCCGCAGGAAACGGCUCGAGCAGAUUUGAAUACUAUUUUUCAUCUAGCAACUGGUUUAUGAAUAAUAACGUGGGAGCGAAGCCAAGUAAAGAAGUCCCCGUCUUGUUGAAAAUAACAAAUGAGAAUGGCUUCGCGGCAGAGUAUCAUUUCUACGACUUCAGCACAAAUGACGUCAUGAUCGGCGUGUUCGAGGUCGCAAGCUGCUACUCCGUAAACGAAAAGAAACACGUUUCUGUGGAAUUUCCCGGGCCGUACAUUGGCACUGUAGAAGACAACCUUCCAGCGUUCAUGGAUUUAGUCCGCCAGGCUGUGGCGAUGUCAUCUGUGGUUAGCCCACUCAGGAUACAAAACAUGGAUGUCGACUACUUUUUGGAUACUAAUUCCAUCUAUGCCAGUUUUACUCUCUUAGGCAAGGCACCGAGAGAAGCGCAGUUCAGCAAAGGCGUGGCAAAGCAGAACGUAAACAAAGUGGACUCCGUGCAUCCUCAAGUUUACAAUGUUGACGACUGCAUGGAGUAUUGCCUCGAAGCAUCAGAUAUCGUCUGUAAUGGUUUCGACUUUUGUGAUGAUACGUGCUUGCUGUUUCAAAAACAUGGAGGAACGAGAGAUUUGAUGGAUAGUACACAGUGUAAACAUUAUUCACGCAUUGUAAACGGUAGCCCUGUUCAAGAGCAGACUCUCAUUGGGGCAUGGCAGGAACUUCGGAGCAGUGUUUACGAAGGAUCAAUGAAGGUUCUACUCAUGCAUAGUGAUGGACAAGGUUACAGUACAUUUAUCGCGAAGUCAAUAAAGGACAACACCGUCACAGACAAAGAUGGAUUCGAAUCAGAUGACGCGAUGUCGCGUUUCGAACGGUCGGAUAAGAACACGAAAUUGCUCCCAAGCGAUGCCAAGGCGUUUGCAAUCAAGACCUCGUUGGACGAGUGUGCCGAGCUGUGCAUCCUCGAGAAGACUUUCCAAUGUGCCUCAUUCAGUUAUUGCCACUUUGCGGCAGACGUAGUGGACAAAUGCCUCGUAUCGUCUGCCCAUCCUGAUGUUGACAAAACUGUUGUUACUGAUGCUACCGGCUGUGAUAUUUACGCAAGACACUACGUAGAAGACUUCAACAGGUACGCUGGUUUCACCGGCCUGACCAUAGACAAGACCUACUCCUCAUGCAAGACCAGCGUGAAGGACUGUGCCUUGGAAUGUUCAAAGUCGGACAAGAUCGACUGCAGAUCGUUCUACUACUGCCUGACCAACGACCUAGAGGCACCCACUUGUUUUAUCAGUGAUAGCAGAAAACCGGGAACGACUGACCCAGGCUACGGGCAAAGUCAUGAUUGUCAAUUCUUUUCGAAGAAAUAUUUCGAUGACUUUAUCCAAGUAGGAAAAAAUCGUAUUACGUCACUUACCGACGGCAUGCUUUUUGGUGACAUCAGCGUUGAAGGAUGUAUAGAGCGCUGCGUCGAGGCAUUUGGGGAUGAUAGAUGCACGGACCUGGAGUACUGUCCAAAUGAACAACCUCCAAAAUGCUUCCUUCCUGUGCCAGGAUACACGUACCAGGGGAAGGCUACUUUAACCGGAGACUGUCAACAUUAUACAAAGAGGUUGUCAACCAAUGAUUCCACUUCUACAGCAACUUAUGAUAGACAGACAAAUGAGAAAAGCUCAAGUGGACAAUUCAAUUCAGCUCAAAUGGCAUCUCUGGGCAUCGGCAUGGUGAUUCUUGGAGCCAUAUUCGGAGCGGUCGUGUUCUGGGCCAUCAGCCGGGCGAGAAUAUCCAUGAAGGGGAAUGCAGAGGAAACAGCAAAUCUCCCUCAUUCGAGGCUUGAGAUGUCCUCAAGCACAUAGACUGACGUGUACAUGUAUAUCGCAAUUUAUAACCUGAGAGGAUUUGUAACACAUGAACAAGUAAACUGUUUUUCAGAUAGAUCUGGCCAAAGGUAACUGACCCAUGCACUAAACUGUGAAGAUGUGAUCACAAAUAGUAAUGCUACACAGCCCUGGCAGAUGGUGUCACAGUUGACCGGCUUAAGUUGCACCGUGAAAGAGCUUUGUUUAGGCUUACCCUAAGGACAAUUCAGUCUUGUGCAACACCAUUAUCUUUUGGUAAAUGUGAUCUGGUCACAUUCCUGAGUUCAGCAUGUACAGUACAUGCACCUUUGGCCAGAACGAUAUGAAAAACACUAUAUAAUCAGAGGAUUGGAACAAAAACGGGUUGAGAAAUUGAGGAGAUAGUGAGUCUUCAGUGUCCAUGCUGUCCAACUAAAACUAAAUAAAAGUUAUUGGACAGAUUGUGUUACAAUAUUUGAACAAUUUAUUCUGUGCUUGGGUACUGCAGAAUAUACUGUGAUUGAUUUA